Messenger RNA from Rhinolophus ferrumequinum (greater horseshoe bat), 2415 nucleotides. It is a transcript of the gene CFAP210, whose product is annotated as cilia and flagella associated protein 210. The record is from RefSeq and is a predicted model, not a curated record. The transcript has 9 exons. Bases 87 to 1724 code for a protein of 545 amino acids. Lineage: Eukaryota; Metazoa; Chordata; Mammalia; Chiroptera; Rhinolophidae.
AAUACACUCCGCUGGCUUAGAGGCUGUGCCGCUCUGCUUCGGAGGCUCCUUUCCAAGGCUGGAUCGCCUUGGGUAUCUCAUCAGAGAUGCUGGCGCGGUUCGGAAGGCGCUGUGGACAGGCACGGGAAAGCACGGAAAUAAAGAACUCUGAAGAUCAAGUUCUCUAUCCACCUCUUCUACCUAGUAAGGAGGAUCUCCGGCAGGUCACCAUAAUUCCACACGAUGAGUGGAAAAGGAUUCGAGAUAGCCUUGACGGUUUGACAAGAAAAGCCGCAUGCCUUCGUGCAGAAAGAGAGGCCAAGAAAGAAAUGCAUUUCCGAUCCCAUGAAAUGGCAAAACAUUGGACUAAUACGUACGCAGGGAUGAAAGAACAGAAACUUAAAGCCAAAAAGAAGCAUGAUGAAGAAAUAGAGGCAGAAAGACAAAUUCUUGAUUUGGAAGACGAAAUAUAUAAACAAGGAGAAAGAAAAAAGGCCAUCGAAUAUGCAAAGCAGUUUCAAUUUUACCAGACAGAAAGAGUGAAAAACUUUCAUUCAGGACUUCUUCUUAGUAGAGUUAUGAAAGAACGUGAUGCACAGAUUGAAUCCAAAAAGAACCAAAUAAAAUCAGAUAAAAAAUGGGAGGAACAAUUGAAACUAAACAUUGAAAAAGCUUUUAAGGAAGAAGAAGGAAAAGUAGAAAAACGACGCAGGGAUAGAGUGGCUCUUGCCAAUGAUCAUUUAAAACAAAUAAAGGAACAUGAAGAGGAAGAAGAAAGAAGGAGAAAACUUGAAGAAAAGGAUGCUGAGGAAAUAAAGCGACAGAAUUCAUUGUAUGAAAUAGAAAUGAGAAAAAAAUUAGAAAAGAAGAAAGAAGAGAUAAAUGAAAGCAGGAGACUGUUUUUUGAACAUAUGAAUGAUAAAAAUAUCAUCAAAGCUGUAGAACAGCAGCAGCAAGAGGAGGAAAAUGAAAAGAUUAGAAAAUUUAUCAAAGGCAAAAAGCGUCUUACACAAAGGAUGAAAGAAAAAGAAGCUGAAGCACGCAGGAUAAUGGAGGAACAUAGAGAAAGAAUAAAUAACUUCCUGAGUGAACUAAUGAAAGAGAAACUUGACAAUGAAGAUUUGAUUAUUGCUAGAGAUAUUGCAGAAGCAGAGGCUGAACAGGAAAAAAGAGAAAAAGAGAAAUAUGAAAAAAACAAAGCAGAAUUAAAAGCAAUUGCAGAAUAUAGAGGCAUUGUGAUGAAAAAUAAAGAGGAAGAAGAAAGACAAAGAAAAAUAGAGGCUAAAGAACAAUUGCUGGCUGUCCUGAAAGCAGAUCAGUUUUUUUGGGAGCAUGAAAAGGAGAAAAAACGCAAAGCUGAUAAAGAACAUCGAGAAGUUCAAGAUGCCCAUAUUCAGCAAAUGGCCAAAAAUAAGUUUAAUGCGAAGCAAGCAAAACAAGCAGAAUUAGAGUAUUGGAGACUUACUGAAGCUCUGAUGGCUGAAAAGGAGAAAGAAUUUCAGGAUUAUGCCAGAGAAGUAACUGAGCUUGAGUCUGAUUCAACAAGUAAAUAUAUUUAUCCUCUUGUAAAAGCUGCACAGGAAGGGCCUGGAAGUGGCCCUGGACCCGUUUGUAUGGACAGAGGUGGAUUAAGACCCAGCUAUCAGGCAAACGAUGCCAUUGGAGUCCAGCUCCCUUUCUGUAACUCUCAGGGGUCAAACUAUAAUUUUCAAAAGUCUAAGGGAAGGCUAGGUUUUAUGUGGUAGAAAAAAGUUUAUUUUCAAAUGUAAGUGAAUUAUAUGCUUUUAAUUUAAUAAAACUGCUCAUCUAAAUACAAUUAUGUCUGAUCUUCACCACCCAAGGUUAAUUAACUCAUUCUUUUUUAAGACUUUGAUAAAAUACAUACACAGUAUUUUAGCAACUUACAAAUGUUUUCAGUGGCAUUUAUAUUCAUAACAUUGUAUAGCCAUUACCAUUAUCUGGUUCCAGAACCUUUUCAUUGCUCCACAUGGAAACUGUCCCUAACACUCACUCCCCGCUCCCCUUCUGCCUGGCCCCUGGCAACCACUAAUCUACUUUGUCUCUAAGAUUUGCCUAUUUUGGACAUUUCAAAUAAAUGGAAUCAUACUGUGGCCUUGUUUCUGGCUUAUUUAUUUCAUUUAGCAGUUUCAAGGUUCAUACAUAUACCAUUAUCAGAGGCACAUGUGUAAUUUUUUUUAUAGCUGAAUAUUCCACUGGAAGUCUUUCCUCUUAAGAAACUUAUGUACUUAUUUACCUUAUUAUUCAAUACUUAAAUUUGUUUCAAAUAACACUACCCAUAUUACUAACAAUUAUUUCUGAAUUUCUGAAUUUGUGGUUUAGAGUGUAUCUCAUUACACAUGUGCAAAUUACCAUGUUUUAAGGUCACUUGAAAUAAUCACAUGUAGUUAGGUGACCAACUUGAUAUAGGGGGUUUUA